AUGAAUUCAGUGAAUACUGGAAUACCAAAAAACUAUCAAUCAAAUCAUCUUCGAAAUACAGUUUUAGAUAUUAAACAGCAUACUCUUUACACUGAUCAACACAUGGAUUUAUAUUCUAAAAGAAACCAACCUGAUUUAUAUCAUUAUACCACUGAGCCUAGUACCGUUACUACUUUAAUUGUACAACAAAAACGUGCAACAACUUCAACUAUUUCCGGAACUAUUUACGAGACUAUUAGUAUAACAUUAUCUAGUACGCAGUCAACCAGUUCUAGUCUUACAAGUAAUACUACUGUCACAAAUAAUACUGGGCUGAUUUCAAAUACUGAUGGCACUUUGUUGAACAAUUUGGCCGAUCAAAAUGGUGAUGAUAAAUGGAAUGCGAAAAUCAUUGGAUUAUCUAUUGGUUUACCCUUGGGUUUGUUUUUAUUAGGUGUUUUGGGCGCGUUGUUUUUCUAUACUCGUAACAAAAGGGGAAAUAAGAAUAGUUUUAAUAGUGGCAGCGAUAAGUGGCAUUAUACUACUUCUGGAAAAUAUUUGGAGAAAUAUAGUGGCGGUAAUAACAGCAGCAAUAUCCUUAAUCGAGAACUAGAAGAUGGUGAAAUUAACUAUAAGUUCAUUAAUAAAUUACCGAUUCACAAUAUCGCCCCACACGUUUUAACACCAAAGGAUAUUGCAUAUAACCCAGAUACGCGGUUACUGUCAAGGUACUUUUCCAAUAAUAAUUAUAGCAACAGUAUUAAUAGUGAUAAGGAAAUUGAGGCAUAUUUAUACAAAAAACCGCCCAAUCUGGAAAAAAUAAGCAGUGAUAUGCAUCCGAACCACCUGUAUAGUGGUUAUUUUAAUAAUUCCUCGACAAAUUGUCUAUCAUCAUCACCCCCGCCAAAAGCUCGGAGUAAUAAGUUUAAAAACAGUAUAUGGAACUAUGAAUCGCCCUUGUCGAAAUGGUUUUUAACCAAGUCUACUUAUUUACAAGACCACGGUAACGCUACUAGCAAUAAUUUGCAACGACAAACGCUCAAGAUAUCCACCCCCUUGAAAACCGCAGCAAGUGCUACUAUUGGAUUAAAGCAGUUAAACAUUUUAACUAGAAGGUUAGACAGGGAAAAGACUGGACAAAAAGAUUUAAUAGUAGACGAAAAAUCGCCCAUAUUGUCUAGUAACCAUAGGGAUGAGCGGAAUUAUUCAGACGUUAGUAAGGAUAAAAGUUUAAAUUGUAAUUUAUAUGAAACUUGGAAUCCGUAUAAAACAGAUAUGAAAUCGGGUACAGGACCUACUUUGCGUUAUUCUACUUCCCUAUCCAGUAACGAUAUAAAGCCUCAACAUAUAAUAGAAAAUACAGUAUCUUCACAACUGGAACCCAUUAAUGAUAUUAUUAAAAAAGAUGGUAUAGCUGAUGAUAAUAAGAGCAAUAUUUUUAGGUUGUCUAUACCAAUAAAUAAAAAAAGGAAAAAAAAAUUAAAGGAUGUUAAUAAGCAUUUGAUUGAGAUUGAGAAUACAAAGCCAUUACCGAUAUUACCCUCUAGAAUAAAUAAGGCAGAUAAGCUUAACAGGGCCACUUUUAGGAAAAGUACUGCUUUGGAAUUGCAGCAGACCUAUGUUGUUACUAGAAAUUAUGAACCUAAAUUGUCUGACGAACUAAGGAUUUCCGUGGGCGAAUGUUUAAAAGUUUUGGCAACACAUACAGAUGGUUGGUGUUUGGUUGAAAAGAUAGGCCGUCACGGCUAUAACAGCACACAGGAUGUUGAUAUAGAUGGGGAUAAUUAUUUGAAUGAGUAUAGAGGAAUUGUACCUAUACUAUGUUUAAAAAAACUUUGA
Messenger RNA from Saccharomycodes ludwigii, 1818 nucleotides. It is a transcript of the gene FUS1, whose product is annotated as Fus1p. Gene Ontology annotation, molecular function: protein binding. The record is from RefSeq and is a predicted model, not a curated record. Bases 1 to 1818 code for a protein of 605 amino acids. Lineage: Eukaryota; Fungi; Ascomycota; Saccharomycetes; Saccharomycodales; Saccharomycodaceae. The transcript has a single exon.